UAAUCUCCCGCCUCUUUCACACCAUCAGACUCCAUUAUCGAAGCUCGUUCGCUCUUCUCUCUCUCUCCCUCUCGGAAGGUGAAAUGCCGCGUAAACCUAAACAUCGUGUACCGGAGAUUCUAUGGAGGUUAUUCGGAAAAGGAGCCAGGAAUUUAAAGGAGGCGAUAGUAGAUCUGAUUCCUGAUCGAAAUAUCCAGCCGGAAAAUUGCCUGUGCAGGGGAAAAGGCUGUAUCGGUUGCAGCAGCAAUAAACCGGCGUUUCUGUUGCAUUCCGAUGAUCCUAUUCACUACCGUAAACUUCUUCACCGGUGUUUCGUUGUAAUACACGAACAAACCCCUCCGCUUCUGGAUUUCUCGCCGACAUCUUGGUGGACACAGCGAGAGAUUGUUGAAAGAAUUAUUGAAAUCAAGCAAUCUGGGUGUGAUUGCCAAAAUGUGAUAUGUGCCAGGUAUGACAAGUAUGAUCAGUCGAGCUCUAUUUUGGAGUUAUUGACAAAUUCAUCUUGGCAGUUCCUUCUCAACCGGGUCGGUCAUAAUUUCAUGGUAUAUCUUCUUCAGCAAACAUCAAUAUUCUUACCAUUAUUAGGAAGAAAACACCAGCAAGUGUCUGGACCUCCUCUAUGUAUCAAGCAAAAGGAGGCAUUGUCAUCCUAUGAAACCAAAAGAAAGAGGGAUGACAACCAGCCUGAUGACAACGUACAGCCAUCAAAGAAAAAGCAGCGGCUUUCUUCUGCUGUCAAUGACUGUCUUAGGGAUGACUCUGCAGCUGUUACGCCCAUAGUUGGCAAGGAUGUAAUUACACAUAGAGAGAAAAAACCUAGUAAGCGUUCAAGAUUGUAUCUUAAGCGUAGGCGAAAGCAGGGAAAGGUCAAUUCCCAGAAAGAUGAUUGUGAUGCACCAUGUAUAACUUCUUGUACAAAUGCUAAUACUUCCACUGGGAAUGAAGCUGAUAAAAGGAAUUUGCACAUACGUGUAAAUGGGGGUCUCACUAACUUCGCAAAGCAGGCUAAACAAGUUAAAAGAAAGAAGCAUUUUGAGUUUGGCAACUCAGAGACGUUUUCAGUUCUACCCCCAAAUCACAUUUUUAAAACUUUGAGGCCCAACUGCUCUGAUUCAAAGUUCCUAAUGAAUCAUAUAUUUGGUGAAGUAAACGCUUGGUCAAUGGCGCCAUCUCAUGGCAAAGGCAAUUGUCCUAGUGGAUCUAUUUGCUUAUACCAUUCAUUGCUCAAGUCUCUUAAAAGACUAAUAGGAAAAGCAAAGUCCUCACACUUGAAAGUGUUACUUGAUAAACAUUGUCCAGUUGUCUUCCUACAAGAAGAUGCAUUGAAGUCUGCAAGUGCGGCUUUACAGAGUUCCUGGAGGCAAAGUUCAGAUGAGCUGCCUCAUGGAUCAAGUUCAGAAAAGGGUAAUACCAAUCGUCCCAGUGUCGACGAAUCGAAAUUGUAUUGCACGAAAGACCAAGUAGUUUCCUUUAUUUGGGCCAUAUUUAGGUACAUUGUUCCAGAAAGUUUGCUUGGGGAUACUCAUCAGAUGAGGGUGCUAAGGCGAAACAUAGCCUGGUUUGUUUCUAGGCGACGAAAUGAGAAAUGCACAGUGAAACAAUUUUUGCAUAAAGUGAAAUCAUCAGAUUUCCCAUUCUUCACCAGAAAACAGUUAUGCUGUAUUGUCAAUGGACAUGAACUCCAAGAUGAGUCCAUCAGAAGUACACAGCAGAGAUUGUGCACGAAAUGGAUUUCUUGGCUUUUCUUGGAGAUUGUCAAGAAAUUGGUGUUCUUCAACUUCUAUGCCACUGAGAGCCAAGGAGGGCGGCUUAACAUUUAUUAUUACCGGAAAAACAGCUGGGAAAGGUUAAUAAGCAAAGAAAUUGGCGAAACCCUUGAUGGAUAUGUCCAAGUGGACAGUGCUGAAGCUCAAGGUAGAUUGAAGAAGCAGGGGUUAUCGAAUUUUAGAAUUUUACCAAAGGCAAACGGUGCAAGGAUGGUUUUAGAUUUUAGUUCCUCGUCAAGGUUGCGAUCUCUUCGCGAUACACAUGCCGUGUUGAAGGACAUCCAGCUCAAAGAACCAGAUGUUCUUGGGUCUUCUGUUUUUGACCAUGAUGAUUUCUACAGAAACCUAUGCCCAUAUCUGAUCAGUUUGAGGAGUCAAUCAGGAGAACUUCCUCCUUUGUUCUUUGUGGUUGCUGAUGUAGUCAAAGCAUUUGAUUCAAUCGACCAGGGAAAACUGCUUCAUGUCAUUCAAAGUUUCCUGAAAGAUGAAUACGUCUUAAAUAAAUGUAGGUUGGUCUGCUGUGGGAAGAGAUCCAAUUGGGUAAACACUAUACUAGUCUCAAGUGAUAACAAUGCUAGCUUUCCAAGAUUCACAUCAACUGUUCCAUAUAAUGCUCAACAAAGUAUUAUGGUUGAUCAGGGAGAAAGCCAUCUAGUGAGGAAAAAGGAUCUCAUGAUUUGGAUAGGAUAUAUGCUAAAGAACAACAUGCUGCUGUUGGAUAAAAGAUACUAUGUACAAAUGUCUGGAAUACCUCAGGGACACAGACUGUCAUCCUUGUUAUGUUGUUUUUACUACGGGCAUCUCGAGAGGACUUUAAUCUACCCGUUCCUUGAGGAAGCCUCUAGAGAUACGUCUGCUAAAGAAUGCAAUAAAGAGAGCGAUCUGAUCAGUCCCACGAGCUAUAAGUUACUGAGAUUUAUUGAUGACUACCUGUUUGUGUCUACCUCAAGAGAUCAGGCGACUAGCUUCUAUCAUAGGUUGAAACAUGGAUUUAAAGAUUACAACUGCUUCAUGAACGAAAAAAAGUACUGCAUAAAUUUUGAAGAUGGAGAAGAGGCUAGGUGUUCUUCUAGCAGGAUGUAUGUGGAUGAUAAUGGAAUUCCUUUUGUCAGAUGGACGGGUUUGCUUAUCAAUUCCCGCACAUUUGAAGUGCAAGUUGACUACACAAGGUACUUGAGUGGCCAUAUAAGUUCAACCUUUUCUGUAGCGUGGCAGAACCAACCAGUUGGCAGUCUUCGGCAAAAGUUGUUUUACUUCUUGGUUCCCAAAUGUCAUCCCAUUCUAUUUGACUCACAUAUCAACUCAGGGGAAAUUGUCAGGUUAAACAUCUAUCAGAUCUUUCUAUUAGCUGCAAUGAAGUUUCACUGUUAUCUCUAUGAGUUGUCCCGAUUUUGGAAGCUUCAUCCUCAAACUUCGUUCAAAUUUGUCACAAGUUCUAUCAGGUACAUGUUCAGACUCAUAAAUAGAAGGAUGCACCGAUUCAACACAGGUUCUUGUUUCAGACCAGUUCUUAAACUAUACAAAGAAGAGGUGAUAUGGCUUGGUUUACACGCUUAUUUACAAGUUCUGAAGAAGAAAAACUCACGAUACCGAAUCCUCUUGAUCUAUUUGAAAUCUGCACUUUCUAAACACCAUCUUUCUCAUUCUCUAUCGCCGGAAUUGGAGUAUGCAUCAGACCAGUCAAACUCUUCUUCACUUUGGAAAUUGAGGUACUGAUCCUUAUUAUCGAAGCUUAUCUGAACUCGGAUUAUAUCAUUGUAAUUGAAGUACCUUCUUCGAGAUCAAAUUUUUUAAUAAAUACUGAGAAACCCCGAACUUUUAAGUCUAAUAAUAGUAGAGAAAAUCCAGGCA
Messenger RNA from Capsella rubella, 3617 nucleotides. Its product is annotated as telomerase reverse transcriptase. Gene Ontology annotation, biological process: telomere maintenance via telomerase. Gene Ontology annotation, molecular function: telomerase RNA binding; telomeric repeat DNA binding. The transcript has 12 exons. Gene Ontology annotation, cellular component: telomerase catalytic core complex. NCBI's taxonomy places the organism in Eukaryota, Viridiplantae, Streptophyta, Magnoliopsida, Brassicales, Brassicaceae. The record is from RefSeq and is a predicted model, not a curated record. The coding region runs from base 84 to 3482 and encodes 1132 amino acids.